Molecule: messenger RNA, 4451 nt
Organism: Equus caballus (horse)
Lineage: Eukaryota; Metazoa; Chordata; Mammalia; Perissodactyla; Equidae
Source: RefSeq, a predicted model, not a curated record
GUGGCCGAAGCUGCAGCGCGGGCUCCAGGCGUGUUCACAGAUGCUCCCGAGCUGGGGCGUUUCUCCGCAGGCCUGUGAGGCAGGAGUGACCCUAGGGGUUGCGCAGAAAGGCAUUUGCUCCCCCGCAAAAGUUAAUGAUGCAGUGGUUUUAAAAGGAAUGUGGAAUAGUGAAGUUUUCCCUUUUUAAAAAUUGGUAAUUUUAGAUCUUAAAGAGAGGUCUUAGAGAUCAUCCCUACGAAGUCCAGCGCUGUCAUGUUAUGGCUAAGUGUCACGCUGAGAUAGCGUGUGGAACUCGGAGUGGUUUUUCCUUAUCACAGGAGAUACUGCUAUUGCAUGUUUUAGAGCUUACUUUUUUCCCUCUGUUGUUGAAUUCAUAAUAAUGUUUUUAAUCCACGUGUGUUUUAUUUUGUAGGAAGAAGAAAUUGUCUAAACAAAUAACAUGAAGUCCAAUAGAAUCCCGCUUUUUAUUAUUUCAAGUCAGGGGAGUAAAAGUAAACCAUUGCUAUCUUUCCGCAGUGAUACCCUGUGUUUUAUUACUCGAAACACCCAGUUUUCCUAAUGUUCAUGAUGUCAGAAGGGAAAUCUCCUGAGAAAAAAAGACCUCGUAGAAGUUUAUCACUCAGCAAACCUAAAAAAAAUGAAUCUACGAACAACUCUAUUAUUUCUUUUUUUAACAAUGCACCACCUGCUAAACUUGCCUGCCCCAUUUGUAGUAAAAUGGUGCCAAGAUAUGACUUAAACCGGCACCUUGAUGAAAUGUGUGCUGACGAUGAUGACGGCACUCCAGUUGAUCCAGGGCAUGUUGGCUUAAUGAAUUCAAAUGCAUCCACAGUGGAUUUAACCAACAUUGCCUUAGAAGAUAUAAUGCCAAAGAAGUUGUCACCAUCGAAGACAAAUUUAACCCCUGGUCAAAGUGAUUCAGCAAAGGUGGGCGUCAAACAGCAGACCAGCCCCUACUUUAAAAGUAAUGCUGGCUUGGUGUGCAGAACUCAAGAUGAGCUGAGACAUCAUAAUGUGAAAGUAAUUCCUUUGGGAAGCCUGUCAUCUAAAUUGUCCAGAAGAUACAGGAAAGCUAAAAGAUCAAUAGAUAAGGAUGAAGAAUUUGCCGAUCAGAGUCCACAGAGCUCCUCAUCCACAGUGGUUAGGAGCCUGCUUGAUAACUGCUCAGAGAUUGAGGACAAGGAUCAAAUUUUGGAGAACAGUUCUCAAAAGGAAAACAUGUUUGCCUCUGAUUCUCUUAAGGAACAGAGUAGUCCUGAACAUACUGUAGAAGGCGCUACAAUAAUGGAAGCAGAAAGCCAAAAGGCUACCCACGAAUGUGGGAUAUCAAUCCUGACCCCUGCCUUCUCAGAUAAUGCUCCCCUGUUAUUUUCACCAGAUUUAACUCCUGGGAAUAAAUUACAGUCUACUUCAGAGGACAGUCUUGCAAGGCAGGCAAGUUUCAAAGGAGUAGAUGGUAAAAGUGUUGAAAACUGUGAGGUAGGUAGUUGUGAAGAGGUAAAAAUGACUUCUGCUUCAGAAGCUAAAACACAGUUGUCAGAUUGGGAAGCAAAAUAUUGUUCUACCCAGGAUGCUUCUAAAUGGAGUAACAUCCAAGAUCUUCCUCUGGAAGGUGUCAGUGACUUAAAGAAUGAAAUCACUCACAUAAUUCCUUUGGAGCAGGGCUCAAGCUGUGACAUUCCUGGUAAAACAGUCCCAGCACCACCGAGUCAUCCUUACUACCUUCGGAGUUUCCUUGUGGUGCUGAAAGCUGUGUUUGAGAAUGAAGAUGAUAGGAUGCUCUUUGAUGAAGACGAGAAGGGAAUUGUAACUAAAUUUUAUCAAUUAUCAGUUAGUGGUCAGAAGUUAUAUGUAAGACUUUUUCAACGUAAAUUCAGCUGGAUUAAGAUGAAUAAAUUGGAAUAUGAAGAGAUUGCCUCUGACUUAACACCUGUGAUUGGAGAAUUGAAGCAAGGAGGCUUUCUUCAGACAGAAUCUGAGUUGCAAGAACUUUCUGAAGUGCUUGAACUACUUUCUGCUCCUGAACUAAAAACCCUGGCAAAGACCUUCCACUUGGUGAAUCCCAAUGGACAGAAACAGCAGCUGGUGGACGCCUUUCUUAAAUUGGCCAAACAGCCUUCAGUCUGCACUUGGGGCAAGAAUCAGUCUGGAAUCGGUGCAGUGAUUUUAAAAAGAGCUAAAGACUUGGUGGGACAGUCACUGAGAGUCUGUAAAGGCCCCCGGGCUGUGUUUUCCCGCAUCUUGCUUCUGUUUUCGUUGACCGAUUCACUGGAAGAUGAGGAAGCCGCCUGUGGUGGUCAGGGACAGCUUUCUACUGUGCUCUUGGUCAAUCUCGGCCGAGUGGAGUUUCCUAGGUAUACCAUCAAUCGGAAAACCCAGAUCUUCCAAGAUAGAGACGAUCUUAUCAGAUAUGCAGCAGCUGCACACAUGCUGAGUGACAUUUCUACUGCAAUGGCCAAUGGGAACUGGAAAGAAGCUAAAGAGCUCUCUCAGUGUGCAAAAAGGGAUUGGAACAAGCUGAAAAACCACCCUUCCCUGAGAUACCAUGAGAAUCUACCACUCUUUCUUCGGUGUUUUACUGUCGGGUGGAUUUAUACAAGGAUUUUGUCUCGGACUGUUGAAAUACUGCAGAGACUUCACAUGUAUGAGGAAGCAGUCAAGGAACUUGAAGACCUUUUGUCCCAGAAAGUGUACUGUCCUGACAGCAGAGGCCGGUGGUGGGACAGACUGGCUCUCAACUUGCACCAGCACUUGAAACGCCUUGAACCGGCUAUCAAGUGCAUCACAGAAGGGCUGGCUGACCCAGAAGUGAGAACAGGACAUCGUCUUUCACUUUAUCAGAGAGCUGUGCGCCUGAGGGAGUCUCCAAGCUGUCGGAAGUAUAGGCGCCUCUUCCAUCAGCUCCCAGAAAUAACUGUGGAAGAUGUUACACAUGUGACCAUCACGGGCCGCCUGUGCCCGCAGAGUGGGAUGGGCAAGUCUGUGUUUGUGAUGGAGGCCGAGGAGGCCACUGCCCCUGCUACAGUCCUGUGUUCCGUGGAGGAGCUGGCACUGGCUUAUUACAGACGUGGUGGCUUCGACCAGGGGCAGGGUGAUGCUCUUGGGGCAGAAGUGCAGAUGCCAGUGAAGACAGAGAUACGAUAGACUUCAAAAGUUAGAAUAACAGAAUGAGAAUUCAGCCCCCAGACAGGUCAGGAGACGUGUGAACGGAGCAUGGAGGGAAGAAAGAGCAAGCAUUGGGGCAUGUGGUGGGCAGGCUGCGAGCCAGGCACAGCGACAUGCUUUCUGUUUAGCCAUGAGCCUGGAGAACAGAUGGACAAUUCCAAUUCUAGAAUAUAAAAUAUUUUUUAUAUAAAAUAUUCUUUUCAUUUAUUAAAUUGAUGUGAUGAAAAUGAGCAGAACCCUGGUCAUCAGUCUUAAUCUAGAGGUAAGGGCAGUCUCAAACCCCUUCCAGAGAAGUCUGUUUUUGAGUGACUCAGAAGGAUCUCACCAAAAACGAUUCACUUACGAUGAAAUGCAUGGUGCGCACUGCUUGGGAGUUCAGGAAUUCUGACACCCGGUGUUCUGAGUGGCCAGUGUACACACCCAGGCAGAAAGGAGGAUGGAAAUCAAGCCCCAGCUUUCCUCCUGGCUGGGCAAGAGCCCGAGAUCCCAGUGCAAAGCUUUCUGGGAAAAGUUAGAGGACUCAGCCUUGGUCAGGGGACCUGAGUGGGUCCUGUUGUUCCUGCUGCUGAAUCCCGGAGGCGGUUGCAGGGAUGAGGGACUAGAACUGAGGGGGACAGAAAGAGCACCGCACAGCUGGAGCAGGGGGGACAGAGGGGACCUAGCCACAUUGCUCCUGACUGAGGCUCUCGUCCCUGCCCCGAGUGUACUUUCCUAAGGACACAUGUGCAGCUGCCUGGUCUCUGUUCUCCUCGUCCUGUGCUGACCGUGACUGCACAGUGGGAUGGGGCCCACCAGCCAGAGGAGCUCUUCUGCCAUCGUGGAGAAAUGUGUUCCAGCCUGGCAGGAGGGCAUCAUGGGAGUCAGCGCCUCCUGCAGCCAAGGCAGUAAUCUGGGGAGAGGGGCGUCCACACAGCCACUUCCCCGGGCGGCUGUGGGGAAGUGCAGAGAAGGACUUGCUCUGGGAGACAGGGCUGUGUGCUGUGCCAAGACCGAGCCCUUCGUCGCCCUCCAGACUCUGACAUUUAUGUGGCCUGGGGCACGUGAUGGACCUCUCUGAGGUCAUCUCCCAAUCAGUGAGUUAGUGUGUGGCAUGAGGUCUGAACUAGGUCGUCUCUGAGGUGCAGGGUUUCUAUAAAAACCCUGAAUCUUAGAAACACUGGGCACGCUUGUUCAGGCCAAAGCGAUGGAAUGCUGGGUCGAAUGAGGUGAGUGAAGGCAGCACCUGCUAGAUCAGAGGACGCAGGCUCCCAGAAUGCUCGGCCUCCUUGUCAGAUCCCUUCCAGAAA